AUGGGGGAGCUGCGCGAGGUGGAGGGCAGCGCGCUGCGGCGGCUCCUGCGCCGCGAGCCGGACGGGCCGGGCCCUGGGCGCUGCCUGGUGCUGGACUGCCGGCCCUUCCUGGCCCACAGCGCCGGCUACAUCCGCGGCGCGCUCAACGUGCGCUGCAACAGCAUCGUGCGGCGCCGCGCCAAGGGCGCCGUCAGCCUGGAGCAGAUCCUGCCGGCCGAGGCCGAGGUGCGCGCCCGCCUGCGCUCCGGCCUCUACUCCGCCGUGGUGGUGUACGACGAGCGCAGCGCCCGCGCCGAGAGCCUGCGGGAGGACAGCACUGUCUGGCUGGUGGUGCGGGCGCUGCGCCGCGACACGGCGCGCACCGACAUCCGCCUGCUCAAAGGAGGUUACGAGAGGUUUUAUUCAGAGUACCCAGAAUUCUGUGCAAAAACAAAAUCCCUGAGCAGCAUUUCUCCACCGACCAGCAUGGAGCCAAUCGAACUGGGGUGCAGCUCCUGUGGGACCCCUCUGCAUGAUCAGGGAGGCCCAGUCGAAAUCCUUCCCUUCCUCUACCUUGGCAGUGCGUAUCACGCAGCCCGGAGGGACAUGCUGGACACACUGGGCAUCACAGCCCUCUUGAACGUCUCGUCAGACUGUCCCAAUCACUUCGAAGGACACUAUCAGUACAAGUGCAUCCCAGUGGAGGAUAACCACAAGGCCGACAUCAGCUCCUGGUUCAUGGAAGCAAUAGAGUAUAUAGACUUGGUGAAGGACUGCCAUGGCCGGGUACUGGUGCACUGCCAGGCUGGCAUCUCCCGCUCUGCCACCAUCUGCUUGGCCUACCUGAUGAUGAAGAAGCGCGUGAAGCUAGAGGAGGCCUUUGAGUUUGUCAAACAGCGCAGGAGCAUCAUCUCCCCCAACUUCAGUUUCAUGGGUCAGCUGCUGCAGUUUGAGUCCCAAGUAUUGGCGACCUCCUGUGCUGCCGAGGCUGCCAGCCCCUCGGGGACGCUGAGAGAACGGGGCAAGGCCUCCUCCACGCCAACCUCCCAGUUUGUGUUCAGCUUCCCGGUCUCCGUGGGCAUGCACACGACCCCCAGCAGCAUGCCCUACCUGCACAGCCCCAUCACCACCUCACCCAGCUGUUAGCGCCUGGCACUAACUAAGGCACUGGGGCAGUGCCUCCAGCACGAGGGAUGCUGACCUCACAGCUGCUGCCAGCCAUGAGACUGCAAUAACUGACUGGCAUCGCUAGCCAGCCCCGCCACUCUCACCUUGACACCGAGCAAUAACGGUUGGUCUGCCGCUGGCUUCAAGCUGCCUAUAGGGGUCCUUGUUUUCAUAGAGAAACUUCUUACCUCAUUUUUUUAUUUAUUUAUUUUUUGCUUUUAAAGCAGUAAGGCUUGAAGUUGUGAAUUCCACAAAUCCUGACAAUGUGUCUGACCAGUUUCGUUUUGGGGGAGAAAAUUA
Emys orbicularis (European pond turtle) is the source of this 1446-nucleotide messenger RNA. It is a transcript of the gene DUSP4, whose product is annotated as dual specificity phosphatase 4. Gene Ontology annotation, biological process: negative regulation of MAPK cascade; protein dephosphorylation; endoderm formation. Gene Ontology annotation, molecular function: protein tyrosine/threonine phosphatase activity; MAP kinase tyrosine phosphatase activity; MAP kinase tyrosine/serine/threonine phosphatase activity. Bases 1 to 1125 code for a protein of 374 amino acids. The record is from RefSeq and is a predicted model, not a curated record. Lineage: Eukaryota; Metazoa; Chordata; Testudines; Emydidae. Gene Ontology annotation, cellular component: cytoplasm; nucleus. The transcript is spliced from 4 exons.